Messenger RNA from Lagopus leucura (white-tailed ptarmigan), 4156 nucleotides. RefSeq names its product EMAP like 4 (gene EML4). Gene Ontology annotation, molecular function: microtubule binding. Gene Ontology annotation, biological process: microtubule cytoskeleton organization. The record is from RefSeq and is a predicted model, not a curated record. NCBI's taxonomy places the organism in Eukaryota, Metazoa, Chordata, Aves, Galliformes, Phasianidae. Gene Ontology annotation, cellular component: mitotic spindle. The transcript has 24 exons. Bases 157 to 3126 code for a protein of 989 amino acids.
UAGUUUUAACCUUUGUUCAUAGCUGUAUUCCACUUCCAGCAAAACAUCAGAGGUGGUUUUCUGCCAUCUGUUGCAGUGGAGUUCAAAAGGAGCACGUGUUGUUGAGGUUGGCACAUUCUCUUAGCUUUGUGCUAAGUUGACUGGAUGGUAGGAUAGAUGGACUCUCUUCCUAAUCAUUACGAUGACAGCAUCUCAGCUGCAAGCACAUCUGAUGUCCAAGACCGACUUUCAGCCUUAGAGCUGAGAGUACAACAACAAGAAGAUGAAAUCACUGUCCUAAAAGCAGCAUUGGCUGAUGUGCUAAGGCGCCUUGCUAUCUCUGAAGACCAUGUAGCUUCUGUGAGAAAAUCAGCUCCAAGUAAAGGUCAGCCAAGCCUCCGAGAAGCUAUCUCGAUGUCCUGUAUAACCAAUGGGAGUACAGGAAGCAGGAAAACAAGCCACAGUUCCUCUGUAUCUGUUGCCAGAAAAGAAACUUUUUCAUCUGCUGCAAAAAGCGGUACAGAAAAAAAGAAGGAAAAACCUCCUGGACAGAAAGAAAAAAAAGAGGAAUCUCAUUCUAAUGAUCAAAGUCCACAAACUCAAGCAUCACCUUCUCCCCAGCCGCCCUCACAGACUCUCCAAACACACAGGCAAACUCCAGAAAGCAAGAGUUCUGCUCCAACUAAAAGCAUAAAGAGGUCGUUGACUGCUGAAAAACCUCACAGUGCUUGGGAGAGCUCAGAUGACAGUCGUAACAAGCUACUGAGAGUAGCAUCAACAUCUAAAUUAAUAUCGAAAGUGGCAAAGAAUGCAGACAAGCACAAAGAUGUCAUCAUCAGCCAAGCAAAAAUGUCAACUCGUGAAAAAAACAGCCAAGAGGGAGAAUAUAUCAAGAUGUUCAUGCGGGGUCGACCAAUCACAAUGUUCAUUCCUUCUGAUGUAGAAAACUAUGAUGAUAUUAGGACUGAGCUGCCUCCUGAAAAGUUAAAACUGGAGUGGGUAUAUGGGUAUCGUGGAAGAGAUUGUAGAGCCAAUGUUUACCUCCUUCCUACCGGAGAAAUUGUAUAUUUCAUAGCAUCAGUUGUGGUACUAUUUAAUUAUGAAGAGAGAACUCAACGACACUACCUGGGUCAUACAGACUGCGUUAAAUGUCUUGCAGUUCAUCCAGACAAAAUUAGAAUUGCAACAGGACAGUUAGCUGGAGUGGAUAAAGAUGGAAGGCCCUUGCAGCCCCAUGUUAGAGUGUGGGACUCAGUGAGCCUGGUGACACUGCAGGUUAUCGGCCUGGGGACUUUCGAGCGUGGAGUUGGGUGCUUGGAUUUUUCGAAAGCGGAUUCUGGUACUCAUUUGUGUGUAAUUGAUGACUCUAAUGAGCAUAUGCUCACUGUAUGGGAUUGGCAGAAAAAAUCAAAAGUAGCAGAAAUAAAGACUACAAAUGAAGUUGUGCUCGCUGUAGAAUUCCAUCCAACUGAUGCAAAUACCAUAAUAACGUGUGGCAAAUCUCAUAUAUUUUUUUGGACUUGGAGUGGCAAUUCGUUAUCAAGGAAGCAAGGGAUAUUUGGGAAAUAUGAAAAGCCCAAAUUUGUUCAGUGUUUGGCUUUUUUGGGAAAUGGUGAUGUGCUCACUGGAGACUCAGGUGGGAUAAUACUUAUAUGGGGCAAAACUACUGUAGAAUCUACUCCAGGAAAAGGACCUAAAGGAGUAUAUCAGAUAAGCAGACAAAUCAAAGCUCACGAUGGCAGUGUAUUUACCCUCUGUCAAAUGAGGAAUGGGAUGCUGCUAACAGGAGGUGGGAAAGACCGAAAGAUCAUUCUGUGGGAUCAUGACUUGAAUCCCGAAAGGGAAAUUGAGGUUCCUGAUCAGUAUGGAACAAUAAGAGCAGUAGCAGAAGGAAAAGCAGAUCAAUUUUUAGUGGGUACUUCACGAAACUUUGUUUUACGUGGAACAUUUAAUGAUGGUUUCCUAGUAGAAGUACAGGGACAUACAGAUGAACUCUGGGGACUGGCAUCACAUCCUUUCAAAGACUUAUUUUUAACUUGUGCUCAAGAUAGGCAAGUUUGUAUGUGGAACUCUGUGGACCACACACUGGAAUGGACCAGGCUGCUAGAUGAACCGGGCCACUGUGCCGACUUCCAUCCCAGCGGAGCGGUGGUUGCAAUAGGAACGCAUUCAGGACGGUGGUUUGUUCUGGAUGCAGAAACAAGGGAUCUGGUCUCAAUACACACUGAUGGCAAUGAGCAGCUCUCAGUGAUGCGCUAUUCAGUAGAUGGCACCUUACUUGCAGUUGGGUCCCAUGACAACUUUAUUUACCUCUACAUAGUAACAGAAAAUGGAAGAAAGUAUAGCAGACAUGGAAAAUGCACUGGACAUUCCAGCUAUAUUACACACCUUGAUUGGUCCCCAGACAACAAGCAUAUAAUGUCAAACUCAGGAGACUAUGAAAUACUAUACUGGGACAUUCCAAGUGGCUGCAAGUUAAUCAGGAAUCGUUCUGACUGUAAGGAUAUAGAUUGGACGACAUACACUUGUGUGCUAGGCUUUCAAGUGUUUGGAGUAUGGCCUGAAGGAUCAGAUGGGACAGACAUAAAUGCUCUUGUCAGAUCCCAUAAUCGAAAAGUGAUAGCAGUUGCUGAUGAUUUUUGUAAGGUCCAUCUCUUUCAGUAUCCCUGUUCCAAGCCAAAGGCUCCGAGUCACAAAUACAGUGCUCACAGUAGUCAUGUGACAAAUGUCAGCUUUACCCAUAGUGAUAGUCACUUGAUCUCAACUGGAGGGAAAGACAUGAGUAUUAUCCAAUGGAAACUUGUGGAGAAGGUAACUCUACCACAAAAUGACAUUGUUGUAGACAUCGGUGCAACCAAAGUGCCCAUUUCUGCCAGUGAGAAUGCUGUACAGUCUCCUGCUCCCCUCCCGCAGCCUUUUAACGAAAUGAACCAAAUUGAAAGUGUAACUGGCAGCUCUCCGGCCUCCUUGGAGAGCAACUUGGAGCAGUCUGCAGAGGCCAGUGAGGAACAGAGCGAGGAGCAAAGUGAUGGGAGCAGCCUGGACCCCGCCGAGCCAGGCUACGAGGAGCCCUCCAACGAGACGAGUGAGGAGCACAGCGAGUCCACGGUCACUGAGGAGCAGCAGGAGAACUCGCCAGAGUCAUAAUGCUCCCAGCUCAGACGGUUGUUAUUGUCCCUUGGUGUGCGUGCUUUCAUUACAGGGUGAGGGUUCAAAUAGGCAAAAGUAGCUGAGAUUCAUGACCACUCCAGCUUUUUGAGUUUUGGUGAAAUUUUUAGUCUGAGCUUCAGUUCAAUAUGUGGAACCAUCCCAAGGGCCUGGCUUCGAUGGUUUGUAUCAAGAUCUGGUCAAAGUUAGUAGUGGACAUUAUCAUAGAUCCAUUGUAGUUCUGAAAUUGCUGUUAGGAAGUGGCAUGAAAUAUAUACUGGAAAAAAAGGUUAGCUCUAAGAAUUAGCUGAGAUAGACCACCUUACCUAUGUGAAAGGGCUUUCUGAAAGAGCUAAGCUGAUGGGAAGCACUGAGCAAUUCCAGCUGAGGAGUUACUGUGCUGCUUUUUCUAGGUGCGAAGACAAACAAAAACCAAAAAUCUCUUGGUAGGGCUGUUUUCCUUUGUUUUUUCUUAGUGAGAAAAAUAGAGGAAAAACAAUGUAAUGAUGCCACGUGUAUGGCAAUGCCUUCUUGAUCUAACACAUAUGCAAUUUUCUAACACUACUAAUUCCUAGUGGAGUCUGGACAUGCUCACAGUUGGUCUGCCCUGGGUGCUGCUAGUUCUAAGGCAAAUCCUAUUGAGGAAUGGUGUCAGCUGUUCCAUUUUUUUAGGCUACUUAAUAACAGACUAACCAAAUACUGGUGUGUUUCACUUUUCAUGACCUGAAAGUUGAUUUAAACAGUAGGAUCCAAUUGUCUCUUCAAAGAAUUGCCUAGAGAGUCUUUACAGUGACUUUGAUGUGAAUGGCAGAGAAUGUGCGACAAGAACACAAGUCAGAUGGGCUCCAGAGUUAAGCUUUAAGCCUUCAAGCAGAACUUGCUCCAUCCGUAGUAGGAGAAAAAUACAGUUAACUUAAAUUAUUAAAUUGGUGCUUGGGAUUAGUAUUAGUAUUAGUCGGUAAUUUUUUUCUUAAUUUUUAGAGGUAACUCUAGGAAUCAUUAAACUGCAAUCUUUUUCUUUUUUCUUUUU